AUUUUAGCGGGUAAUGUUGCAGUUUCACUGUUUCAGCGCCAUUUUCUUGGUUUUUUUUUUUUUUUUUUUUUUUUUUUUUUUUUUUUUUUAAAUUUUUAAUUUUUUAUGAGCAAUAAAUUAUUUACUACUCUAUUAUUCCAAGGAUUAUGAACCUGUUUUUUUUGGGCUCAAGGUGACAAUGUUUUCCAUUAAUUAGGUGUUUUUUUUAAAAAAAAAAAUGUAAGUUUGAGUAUAUUAACGGAUUUUGAAUUAAACUAAAAUUUUUCCCUCAAAAGGAAAAAUUAAAAGUUUGAGUAUCACAAUUUAGAUUUUUGUUUUUUAUUAAAUUAAAAGUGAUUGUUUUUUGUUUCUUACCUAUUUUAAACUAAUACUUGUAAUUGAUUUUGAGUUGAUCUCCUAUCAAAUGACUUAAUUAAACUUUAUGAUAAAAUGUAUUAACUUAUAUUUUUGUAGAGUAUUUCAUAUUUUAUACUUAUUUUUAUUUUAACCCAUAUAUACAGAUAUAAUUAGAUUUAUAGAUCAUAUUAUGCAUUGAUACAUGUUAAACUUUUAAAUUUAAUUUUAACUAUACAAAACACGACACAACCACGGGCGCACGAGACAGGACAAAAUGGACAAUUGUACACCCCGGCCCCCAACUUCAAUUUCACUAGAAAUCAUUUUUUUACACCCAAACAAAAAAGGCGGCUAAUCCCAAAUAACCCAAUUUCCCGCGCUCACCCCAAAUCAAAUCACUCAACCGACGGUGUCACAACUUCACUACCGGAAACUUACAACACAUCAGAGACAAAAUGGCUGCAACUACACCGUUAAUGGCGGAACCUACGGCGGCGGCGAUGAACUCCAAUGAGUCGAUGAAGAUUGCAAUCGCAAUGGCUCUUCUCCGAUCAAAGCUUCUCUCUCAACCUCACUCUUCUCUCUCCUCUUCUGCUUCUCGUACCUUCCAUUGGAAGCAAAAGGCGAAAAAUCGUAAGCAGGAAAUUCAACGACUCUCAGAUGAGCUCAAACGUCUCGAAGAUGAUUUAGGUCGUGAUUUAUAUCCGGAAAGUGCGUCCUGCAAGUGUUAUUUUUUCAAUAAUUUGCAAAUUGUAAGCCCUAAGAAGUUUAUGGAUGGAUCUGAUCAUCGGCUGAAUGAUGUUCUUCGUUGCAGAUUUCUCAGAUUAGUACGUUUGCAUAAGAGAAUAAAAACAAAGACGAUCAAUUCGAUUGAUCAACGAGCUUUUUCAGGUUCUAGUGCAUCUCAAAACAUUCAUUUAGUACUAAUGUUCGGUCUUGUUCCUGAGUAAUGUAUGUAAUUCAUAUUGAAAUGGACAAUGCUUGAAAUUGUGGAGGAAAUUGAGUUUGGAUCAGAUUAUAGAAAGUUUCUGUCUGCUUGUAAUUUGUAAUCAGAAUAUUACAAGGAAAAGGAGGUAGAAAAGCUGAAGAUAUCGGCUGAGUUUCUCGUGGAUCUUUGUGAGACAACUAGCAUGGUGAAGAGACCUAAUUUUGCAAACUUGGCACAUCAAGCUGUGGAAUUCAUUCUAGGUUCUGUGAGUCAAGUAUUGGCAACGGGGAAGGAUAUGGCUGUUACUGAUGGAAUUAUCAGCAACUUGAUUGUUUGUCUGAUCAAAAGGACUUGCACACCUCUAGAAAAUGAGCUAUGUGACCCUGAAACUGAUUCGCAAAUUCAUAUUCAGCACAUUAUUCGUAUGCUUGGAAAUGUGUCCUAUGUAGGACAGAGGGUCUUGCUUUCUGUCUGCCACAGGAUAUCUGAACCAGCAGAACGGUUGCUCUCGCUGGAUCCGUUUGAUGAGUCUUUUCCCCAGAUACAUGAUUCAAUGUUUGUGAUGAUUCAGCUUAUUGAGUUUCUAGUGUCAGACUACUUAGUCACCUGGUCAAAAGAUGAAGGUUUUGAGAUUAGGUUGUUUGAAGAAUGGCUGAUUUCAUUUCUUCAUGCUCGUAAAACAUUGCAAUCAAUGGAGAAGAGGUCAGGGCUUUAUUCGCUUUAUUUGGACCGAGUAACUGGAGAGUUGGCUAGACAGGUUGGCCAAGUAUUGUCUCUCCAGAAACUCAACCAAGAUAUACUUGAUGAAUUGUUUAGCUAAUUUAGGCCUCUGUAUUAUAAAUAUUUAUAUAGUCUUGGAAAAUCCAUCAAAUUUCAUUACUGUUGCUAUUUUUGUAGAAUGUCCUCCAUUUACAAAGCUUAUGCCAUUCAUUAUAGGUAGGAAAACCAAAUUGCUGUAAAGUGUGAACAAUCACAAGGGAGCCUAUAUUAUCCAAAAAAAAGUGUCAUAUUUACUGGGAUAUCAUGUAUUUCACCACAACGGACCUAGCUUGCAUUUGCCCCUCCUUC
Chenopodium quinoa (quinoa) is the source of this 2332-nucleotide messenger RNA. RefSeq names its product protein MULTIPOLAR SPINDLE 1-like. The transcript has 9 exons. The coding region runs from base 1467 to 2084 and encodes 205 amino acids. Gene Ontology annotation, biological process: meiotic DNA double-strand break formation; meiotic spindle organization. The record is from RefSeq and is a predicted model, not a curated record. Lineage: Eukaryota; Viridiplantae; Streptophyta; Magnoliopsida; Caryophyllales; Amaranthaceae.